UGGAGGGAGUUUGUCUCUUCCCUCUACUUGUCAACAACAUGGCAUCGUAAUAAAGACGUAUCAAAUCAAACGUACAGAUGUUACUCGCGACGUAUUUCGUUGAACGGCAUUUUCUUCGCGGCCGACAUUGCUGGGUGAAAGCUACGUAGAUGUGAAUAAUCGGGGGAUUCGACCAGGUGCGUCGUACUCGUUUCUAACCUGACAUACGAUGAGCUGUCAUUUAGCAGUGUACGGAGUCAGCGCGAUAUAAACCGCGUUUUUUUUGUGAAAAAAUUACAUAAAUUUCUCGCGAAACCUGAAUUCUCUCUGGUAGAGAUGGCGUAUCCAGUAGAACAGCUCAGAAUUUACUUCAUUACGUAUAAUGUGGCCACAAAGUUUCCUGAUCCUAAUCAGGACCUUCACCAGCUUUUGGGCAUCACAUCUUGCGGUGAAACAAAAUUAUGGCCAGAUUUAUAUUUUAUUGGAUUUCAAGAAAUUAAAUCACAGCCACAAAAUAUAGUAAUGGAUUAUAUAUUACUUGAGGAUCCCUGGACCAGAGCCUUUAGAGAUGUACUGAAGAAGUAUGAUUAUGUAAAAAUACGUUCACAACGAUUACAGGGUCUUGUUCUAAAUGCUUUUUGUCUAAGGAAGCAUUUAACACAAUUGAGAUUAAUGGAAGUUCAGUACACUAAGACGGGUUUUGGUGGCAUGUGGGGAAACAAGGGUGCAGUGAGCAUAAGAAUGAACGCCUAUGGAGUUAGUAUUUGUGUUGUAAACACACAUUUGACUCCUCAUGAUCAUUUGCUGGCUGAUAGAAUUUCAGAUUACAAUACCAUAAUAACAGAUCAUACUUUCACUGCUCCAGAUACAUCAAAGAUAUUAUAUCAUGAUUAUAUAUUUUGGAUUGGUGAUUUAAACUUUCGGCUCAAUGGAGAAGACUUAAGCGCCAUGGAGAUAGACUUACUUGUAAAGAAGAAAAAACUUAAAGAGCUUCUCGAAAGAGAUCAGUUGAAAAUGGUGAUGAAAGAACGCCAAGCUUUCGCUGAGCUGAAUGAAAACGUCAUUACAUUCCCACCUACUUACAAAUACGAAUUCGAGUCCCAAGAAUUUGAUCUCAAGCGCAGGCCGUCUUGGACUGACAGGAUUUUGUACAAAGUAAAUGCAAUAGAUAUAUACAACGAUGUAGAACUUAAGGCAGAACAGCAUACUUACAAGAGUCAUCCCAAUUACAGUGUUUCCGAUCAUAAACCUGUGACUGGAGAAUUCGAUAUCGCGGUCAGACCUAAUGUAAAUAAUUACAUUGUGGAAUUUCAAGAGUGUAUAAUGGAGGAAAAUUUUGUAUCGUACAAACUGCAGAGAAACAUUAUACCAAGCAAUGGGGAUUGGAUAGGUCUCUUUCCUAAUGAUUUCUCUAGCUUAGAUGACUAUAUCAUUUACGAAUAUGUUAGCCGUGGUAAACCAACAUCAGUUCCUAAUGAACCUUACGCGAGCACGGAACGAAUAUUCUUCAAUGAGACAGUGAUUCGUUCAUCAGAAAUGUAUUGUCUGGUUUACGUAGCACAACGAGGAGAUUUUAUCGAGAUUUUGGGUGUCAGUUCGGGAUUUUCAAGUGUUCGCAACUCAAUCGAGCUACGCUCAUCGUCCAUGUAAAUUUUUUAUAGCGAGGAAUCGGUUCACUUGAAGAUUCAAGUAUGUGAACACCAAUCCUUUUGUCAAGAGAUCUGGCAACUUUUAUCGCAGAUGGACGAAAAUAUUUUGUUGGCUUAAUUUUUAAUUACCUUAUUAACGACCACAAUCUUUCCUAGAAAUUGUGAUAACGUUUUGAAAUGGAGUCGGUUUACUAUUCUGUAAGUUGCGAGUAGGAAAUUUAAGUAUGUCGAGAAAUAUAUAUGGCCUUUAAUCAAA
Messenger RNA from Cataglyphis hispanica, 1884 nucleotides. RefSeq names its product inositol polyphosphate 5-phosphatase K-like. The transcript is spliced from 9 exons. Gene Ontology annotation, cellular component: plasma membrane; cytoplasm; ruffle. Gene Ontology annotation, biological process: phosphatidylinositol dephosphorylation. NCBI's taxonomy places the organism in Eukaryota, Metazoa, Arthropoda, Insecta, Hymenoptera, Formicidae. Gene Ontology annotation, molecular function: phosphatidylinositol-4,5-bisphosphate 5-phosphatase activity. Bases 316 to 1629 code for a protein of 437 amino acids. The record is from RefSeq and is a predicted model, not a curated record.